AGCUUCUGCAGGGUGAGUGUAGGAGAGGGAAGCAGCUGCUCCUCCAGGCAACGGGGAGAGAGGAGGAGGAGGAGAAGGAGAAGGAGAAGGAGGUGGAGGAGGAGGAGAAGGACUAGAAGGAGGAGGAUCCCGGUGACUGAGAGCGGCAGCUGGGAAAGGGGGAGAGAGAGAGAAGAGAGAGAGAAGGAGGGGGGGAAAAACCAAACCAGCUGAUUUGAUUUCCUUUUAGUUUAAAGCAAAAGAAAAUGGAAGUCGGUUAAUAAAGGAUUGGAGCAGGCGUAGAGAGCAGGGUUGACAGUGUCUCCUAGUGGGCUGCUAUCAAUUCUGCGGUUUCCAUCAGAAGUUAUGCUUAGUGAUGUCUGGACACCAAAUGGAAACCACUGCUGCUGAAGUAAAUAACUAGCAGCUGAUCUGAACAGAAAUGUGCCUAGCAAAACUGAAAACAUUAUCAUAGUGGAAAGAGCCCUGAACGAAUUCUCAGGGGUUGUGAUAUCACACCACACAUUUUACUGUGGCAAAAAUGGACUAUUUUCAACAGUGGAAAGUACCAUGUUGACAAAGUAUAAUUCUUGACUGCCACAUGCCUCCAGAAGACGUUGAAGUCUGUUAAAAAUGGAUGGCUUCUAGUCUGCUCUUGAACCCCACCUCUGCUGAGUGUUGGGCAGCACUUCUACAUGAUCACAUGACUCUUGAUAUGGACGCAGUCCUGUCAGACUUUGUUCGGUCCACAGGGGCAGAACCAGGUCUGGCAAGAGACCUGCUGGAAGGCAAAAACUGGGACUUGACCGCAGCUCUGAGUGACUAUGAGCAACUUCGACAGGUUCAUACGGCCAACCUACCACAGGUGUUCAAUGAAGGAAAAUACUACAAGCAGCCAGAGAGAGAGCCAGCCCAACAGGUGAACAAAAUUGAACGACCCUGCCUUCAGAGACAGGAUGACAUUGCCCAAGAAAAGCGUCUUUCCAGAGGUAUUUCUCAUGCCAGCUCAGCCAUAGUCUCCCUUGCCCGAUCCCAUGUGGCCAAUGAAUGCAGCAAUGAACAAUUUCCCCUGGAGAUGCCCAUCUACACAUUCCAACUGCCCGACCUCAGUGUAUACAGUGAAGACUUCAGGAGCUUCAUCGAACGUGAUUUAAUAGAACAGGCAACAAUGGUUGCCUUGGAGCAGGCAGGUCGUCUGAACUGGUGGUCAACAGUGUGUACAAGUUGCAAGCGUCUUCUUCCAUUGGCAACAACAGGGGAUGGAAACUGCCUCUUACAUGCUGCCUCACUAGGCAUGUGGGGAUUUCAUGACCGGGACCUGGUUUUGCGGAAGGCUCUCUACACCAUGAUGAGGAGUGGAGCCGAAAGGGAAGCAUUGAAGCGGAGGUGGAGGUGGCAACAGACCCAGCAGAAUAAGGAGUCAGGGUUAGUUUAUACUGAAGAAGAGUGGGAGCGAGAGUGGAAUGAGCUCUUGAAGCUGGCAUCCAGUGAACCUCGAACUCAUUUCAGCAAAAAUGGAGGCACCGGUGGUGGAGUGGACAAUUCUGAAGAUCCUGUGUAUGAAAGCUUAGAAGAGUUCCAUGUUUUUGUCUUAGCGCAUAUACUAAGAAGACCAAUCGUUGUUGUAGCAGAUACAAUGUUAAGAGACUCAGGUGGAGAAGCAUUUGCUCCGAUUCCAUUUGGAGGAAUCUACUUGCCUCUGGAAGUUCCACCUAACAGAUGUCACUGCUCCCCUUUGGUCCUAGCCUAUGAUCAAGCCCAUUUCUCUGCCCUUGUGUCCAUGGAACAAAAAGAUCAACAAAGAGAGCAAGCGGUCAUCCCUCUCACCGACUCUGAACACAAAUUACUACCUUUGCACUUUGCAGUUGAUCCUGGGAAGGACUGGGAAUGGGGAAAGGAUGACAAUGAUAACGCCAGAUUAGCCAAUCUGAUACUGUCCCUAGAAGCCAAGCUGAACCUUCUGCACAGCUACAUGAAUGUCACUUGGAUCCGCAUCCCCUCUGAAACCCGGGCUCCUUUGGCCCAGCCUGAAUCUCCUACAGCUUCAGCAGGAGAGGAUGUUCAGUCUCUGGCUGACUCCAUGGACUCAGACCGAGAUUCCAUCUGUAGUAAUUCCAAUAGCAAUAAUGGGAAGAAUGGGAAAGAAAAAGAGAAGGACAAACAGAGAAAGGAAAAGGACAAGAACAGGACCGAUUCUGUGGCCAAUAAGCUGGGGAGUCUCAGCAAAACCCUUGGAAUCAAACUGAAGAAGAACAUGGGAGGCCUCGGUGGGCUGGUCCAUGGGAAAAUGGGUCGAGCCAAUUCAGGGAAUGGGAAGAAUGGCGAUGGGACAGAUAAAGUCAAGGAGAAGAAGUCCAAAUCUCGAAAAGGCAGCAAAGAGGAGUCAGGCCAGUCAGCGAGCACAUCCCCCUCAGAAAAAAACACCCCGUCUCCCACCGACAAGGCAAGUGUGUCUCCCAUUGAGAAAAACACCAAGACUCUCUCAGAUAAGCAGUCAGACCCAUGGAAGUAUAGCACUGAUGUGAAGCUAAGCCUUAACAUCCUGAGAGCUGCCAUGCAAGGCGAGCGUAAGUUCAUCUUUGCUGGUCUCCUCCUGACCAGUCACCGGCAUCAAUUCCACGAGGAAAUGAUUGGUUACUACCUGACGAGCGCUCAGGAGCGCUUCAACGCAGAGCAGGAACAGAAGCGGAAAGAGGCGGAGAAGAAGGCCUCACUCGGUGGGUCCUCAUGCAGGAAGUUGGAACAAGAGGCCUUUUCCAAGGAAAAACUGGAAUCGUCCCCUCAGGACAGGGCAUCACCAGUCUUGCCUCAAAGCCAUACAACUCAACUUGUUUUAAAAUUUAAAGACCGUACCAGUCCCACCCCAGGGUCAUUUUCUUCCCCUAGCAACAGUGCAAAGAGGAAUGGCCCCACUCCCGUUUCCGCCCACUAUAGCCAUACUCCACCAGUCCAGAGGCAAAGCGUGAUCCAUUUGCAUGAUGUAAACUCCAAGCCGUCCAGCUUCCAGGAUGAUACCUACAAGCCAGUGGUUGGCACUCUCAAAACUUGUGCUACAUACCCCCAGCAGAAUAGAUCCCUGUCAUCACAGAGCUAUAGCCCCGCCCGUAUUGCGGGCAUCCGCACAGUGAACACAGUGGAAUCUUUGACCUAUGCCCUGCCCACAGAACACAAGUCCCAGACAUACACCAAUGGCUUUAACACUGGUGACAUUAGAGACUGCUUAGAAUAUGCUGAUGAGGAAGCACCACAGACAUGGUUGAACAAUGAUAAAAACAGAGGCCGAAGCACAGUUUGCCCCAUCUAUUCCAUUCAGCAGAACCGUUGUAAGAAGGAGAACUGUUCCUUUUAUGGUCGCCCAGAGACUGAAAACUACUGUUCCUACUGCUACAAAGAGGAGCUCAAGCGAAGGGAGAGAGAGACCAAAGGACACCGGCACUGAAGACUUCUGAGGCUCUUCCAAAACCAAUUAGUCUCAUCAUUUUUUUUUUCUUAUGAUGGCAAAAGGUGGUGGACAACAGAGGAAAGCCAGUCCUUCCCAAAGGGAGUGACAGUCACUGUCAGGCUUGUGGCUUCUGUUUGGGGAAAACACAGAAAUCAGAGAUGAAUUUAUCAUAAAGAAUUUAUUUUCCAUUUUGUCAGUGUCUUUUUUACACACCCUGGUCAGCUGAAAGGUUGUUUACCCUUUUUUUUUUGUCAGUGCUGUGUCUAUGUGUGGUCAGAAAUCACUAAUGGUGCCUGAACUUAUGCUGAUGUCACUCAGGUAGUAGAAGGAUAGAGGGAAAAGUCAUAAUAUUGGAGAUGUGAUGAUGUGUUAGGAAAGCAUCUGCCUCAUACAUGUUGAAGAUCCAAUAGCCAUCAGGAGAAUCUUUGUGUUCCCCAAGAAAAUAAAUAAAUUCCACAGCCCUUUGUUUUGAUAAGGGGAUAAUUUUUCAUACUUUUUUUUUAAAAACAUGGUGACUGACAUCUUCCACACUAGUUGAUGUUUGUACGAAUUCAAUUACCAAUGCAUUAUAUAGAAAGAAAAUGUGAAGAGAAGGUCUGUGUUGGUAGCUCUGCUGGGUAUGCUUGUUAGCAAGUUUAAACAGAGGGUUUUUUGCUUCCUCCUACUGCCCCACUCAAUCUUGUUGGGGGGGGCGCUAGAAAGACCUUUUGACUAUUUCUGACAUUAUGAUCAUUGUCAUUGACCCUUUAGGAAUAUAAGGUUUCAUCUCAUAAGCAAACCCUCUUAUCAUGUUCAUCUGUCUAGAGGCAACAUUUACACUGCCAUCAAAAGUAGCCCAAUUAUCUCUAAAAUGGGUACACUAUAACCUACCUCACAGGGGUGUUGUGAGGUUUCUGCUCAAGUCUGUCAGCUGCUUGGAGAUCUUCAGAUGACAGGAGCUAUUCAAGAGGGAAACAGGAUGAAAUUCCUGCCAUUCACCACAAAGGCAGGUGGUCAAUGAACUCAUCAUGGUACAUGAGCAAAAUGAUACCAGUCCACUCAGAUUUUUAAUUUGACCACUUUUUUUUUAAUGGACUUUUGACCAUGGGCAUGUGGAAAACUUUCGUAGCCAAGGUUGUGGCAGAUAGCAGGUCGGGGAGUCAUUUUUGCUUGGACAGAGGUCGGCUUGUGAGUUCAUUAUGGAGACUGGCUUUGAAACAUGAAUGGUAACGGAGUUCCCUACCCCUAUUUGAAGUAGAAUUUGGUGGAAUAGGUAAUGAGGGAGAAAUAUUCCUCUCUGAUUAAUUCAGGCCAAAGCCAGAGUAUUCUGUGCUGAAUUUAUAGAACCAACACCAGAUAUUUUAGAUCCCGUAGCAGUUUUUGACCAUAGGAUGAUGAGACCAAGGCCAACACUCAUUAAAUUUUCCCUUUUCUUGUGUGGUGCCUCCCAUAGGAAACAUAAAUUUCUCAAAAGUGUAUCCUUAGCAACCCUCUUUUGUACAGCAAUACCCAUUGUCCUUUCAUGGGUUACCUCUAGUGAUGACAGCUGUUAGCCAAGGGAAUGGAUGACAUCAAAACUUACCAUUCCAAUCAAAUAUUAGAACUUGUUUGUUUCUGAGGAAUAUAAACAAGGGACCGAAACCUCAAUGACAAAAGAAAAAAUUGGAAGUACUCUUAGAGCCUUAGAAUAGCACUUACCCCUUGACAACUGCUUCUGUACGAGGUCAUGACAAUGUCAAGCCUCAGGAAAAAAAAAUGACAGGUAGAGCUGUCUCUUUAUUUGAGCCAACUGCUUCACAUCUGGAGAAGAUGCUAAAAAGGAACACUAACAGCAAAAAAAAAAAAUGAAAAAAAGCGAUACAUUUUUUACUUGUUUUAAGUAUUACAAUAGAGUAAUUCCUGUGAGUAAUUAAUUUUUUUAUUCUGCGGCAUGUGAGGUUUUCUGCAAGUUAUUGGAGUUUUACAUGAACAAUUCCUUGAGUCAAAAUUCUUUAGUAAAUAGAAAAAAAAACUUUACUGGAAAUUUUUUGAAAAUUUUAAUUUUCAUGCUGAACAAUACUUUGAAUGUGUAACAAUUAAUAAGGCAUAUGUUUCUCCUGUUACAGUUUUUGUUACUCAAAAGAAGGAAAGAAAAAAAUAUUUUUUUUCUUUCUUUUUUAAACUCUGGUAUAAGGGUUUUCCAGCAGCUCUUUGGAUUUAUCUCAUCUGUUCAGGCCAGAACUGUCGCUUUGUGACCCUAGUGUACUGUGUUGAGGAAAAUGGUUGCUUCAUUUGUAGAAUCCAGAUGUAGACAGAGAUAAACAAACAUAUGGCUGAUCCUUCUAAUGAGAUUAAACACAAAUUCGACAGCUAACCUUAAUGAUGCUCGAAUACACCUCCAGAAAUGGUUAGGAGCCUCACAGGCACCCCAGGGCCACAAGAGCAUAAAACAAAGUCGAUGAUUGUUUCUUAUUUUCUAAUUGUACAGUUCUUCUGCCUGUCAAAUUUUUCAAAGACAAAACUUGCUAUGCAAAUGUUUUACCUUUCUCAUGCACUCUGCCUGGUUUAAACAAAUAUAGAAUCCCCUCUUCCCUGUGUCCACCACCUCAAAAAAAAAAGGUCCAUUGUAAUACAGGAAAUUCUAAAUUUAUUUGGAGUAAUUAAUUCUGUCACUUCUAAUAGAAUGUGGCAGCCUAGUCUUUUCCCUUGAAAUUAAAAAUAAAUCUCACCCCUACCCCACUGCCAUCUUUGAUGUACUGAAAGAGAGUCCCCCAAGGCUUUUUUUUAAACUACUUUGGAAAGAGUUCUAAAUCUACCCCCUAGCUAAGGUUUUAGACAUGUCUCACCACAAAAACAUUCUGUGUCCGAGACAACAUGGCCUGGUCAAGCCAGCAUACUGAUUAUGCCUGGUAUAGGCCCUGAUGGCACUGAUCAAGUCCAGACAUUGUGCCUGGCACUUAAUUAAAGCUUGUUGAUUGAGUCAUCCAUUUCACAUCAUAAAAUAGUUGUAUCUUCUAUCCUUUUUCUUGAGAGCCAUCCUUCCAACAGUAUUUGCAAAAAAGAAAAAAGGAAAAAAACCUAUUUUUAUAUUAUAAUUUAAUAAUCCUGGACACCAAUAUGUUGCAUGCUGCAUAAAAGACAGAAUUAGGCUAGGUCCCUGGCCAGGGGUUCUUUCUGACUAAAUUAUGAUAUCAUGCUGAAUGUGAACCAGUAAAAAAAAAAACAGUUUAUUGCUACAAGAUGCAUUUUUAGAAUGCAUAAUCAUUUUUUAGAAAAGUGCCACUGCAGUAUGGUGGAAAGAUUAAUGACUUGGGAGUCAGGAGAUCUGGGUUUGAGUUCUGACUGAUUGGCUGCGUGACCCUGGGCAAGUCAUUAAGUUUUUUGGUCCCAGUUUCCUCAUCAGCCAAAAUGAGGGAGUGGGAGUAGAUGAUCAUACCUCUAAGAUUCUAUGGUUUAUUUUUACUUUUGGAAGCAAAAAAGGGGAUAACAAAGAGGAUGAUAAAUAGGUAAUAUUUUUCUCUAGAAAGAUAGUAAGCAUCAUUAGGGGGAAGACCCCUUUCUCCAGAGGAACUGCCAUAAUUAGGUGAUCAAAGCCCCCACCGAGGUAGCAAAUGAUUGCAGGUGGUCCACUUCCGCUUUGGUCCACUGGGUUGUUUUAACUCUUUAUCUGGUGUCCUUAUUGAUAUAACAGCAAGAUUCAAAGAGGCUCACCAAAUAUUCAUAAAACACAAUAGAGGACGUUUCAGUAAUUUGCUUAACAUUUAUUUGCACACUUAUUACCUGUGUAUAUGAUUAAAAGAAAAGAAAGGUCUAUUGUUAAAGGAGGGUAUUUGUACGUGUAUUCUGUUUGUAGAUUUCAGGCUGUAUUAUGUUGAUAUUUUACAAGCCAAGUUUAAAUUGUAAUAUAGAAAUUAUUUUUAUAUUAUUUUCAAAAUAUGCCACAGAGCAAUAUUUUGCGUCUUUAUUAUAAACAGGGUUGUCACAUAAGUGGGGUAACUUGAGAAUUGUUAUGUAGACAUUUAACCAGGAGAAGAGAGCUAUACGGUGUUCUCUAGAGUUCUGAAUGCUAUUUUUUUGUGUGUGCUGAAUUAUCUAUUGAGAGGUGGAACAUGCAAAUGUCUUUCAUUGAAAAGCUUGAUUUUUUUUUCAGUUGGUAAAGUUUUGUCCCUUACUUUUCCCUUGUAACAAGAAGCUUCAGAAUCCUUAAAUUAUCGUGGAGUUUUUGUUACCUAAAUAAAUGUUCACUCCCAGAUGGCUUAACUGGGAUCCAGAGCAAUUUGAAUCCCUA
This is a messenger RNA of Phascolarctos cinereus (koala), 7667 nucleotides long. RefSeq names its product OTU deubiquitinase 7A (gene OTUD7A). Gene Ontology annotation, biological process: protein K11-linked deubiquitination; protein K63-linked deubiquitination; protein deubiquitination involved in ubiquitin-dependent protein catabolic process. Lineage: Eukaryota; Metazoa; Chordata; Mammalia; Diprotodontia; Phascolarctidae. Gene Ontology annotation, molecular function: K63-linked polyubiquitin modification-dependent protein binding; cysteine-type deubiquitinase activity; zinc ion binding. The record is from RefSeq and is a predicted model, not a curated record. Gene Ontology annotation, cellular component: cytoplasm; nucleus.